Messenger RNA from Lottia gigantea (owl limpet), 663 nucleotides. RefSeq lists its product as hypothetical. The transcript is spliced from 6 exons. The annotation marks the transcript as partial. NCBI's taxonomy places the organism in Eukaryota, Metazoa, Mollusca, Gastropoda, Lottiidae. Gene Ontology annotation, molecular function: serine-type endopeptidase activity. The record is from RefSeq and is a predicted model, not a curated record.
AUGGGUGGUAGUUAUACGAUUUUCUUAAUACUAUUGUUCUGUUUUUAUAUUAAUGGCGAAAUUCUUAAGUUAAAACGUGAGAAGAGAGAAGCCAUAGCCAGCAAUGUGGACAUAACUGCUACACAAGGAUCUAUAUCCAGUCCUGGUUUUCAAGAUGGGGUGAACUAUCCUUUGAAUGUGGACAAGACGUGGACUCUUCACCUACCCAAAGAUUCAGCAUAUUCUGUCACUCUGAAUAUAACGUUUAUGGACAUUGAAGAAGAAGCGAAAUGCGAAUGGGAUUUUUUGGAAUUCGAUAAAGAUUACUCUCAGAGACUAUGUGGCAGUAGAACUGGUGUAUAUACAGUUGAAUCAGCAUAUAAGGAAACCAAGAUAAGAUUUGUAUCAGAUUUUUAUAUGGCGAAAAGAGGUUUUACAGCUUAUUAUUCUAUUGAAAGAUUAGCUAAUCCAUGUGAUAAAUCCCAGUGUGUUAACAAUGGUUCAUGUUCCAGAUUGUCUAAUUCAGAUUAUAAAUGUAUUUGUUCCAAACAUUAUACUGGUAAAUAUUGCCAAGAAUUCAAGAAGUCGGAAUGUGAAAGUUACCCUUGUCUUAUUUUCGAAGAUAAUUUUGAUUUUAUCAAUCACCAUGUUUGGGAACAUGAAAUAACUUUAGGCGGUGGUGGG